AUGAGCUUCGAUAUACGACACAAUUUCAUUAAGACGUUGGAUCAUUUCCCCAGUGAACUGGUUAGAACUCUUUGGACUAUACAGUCUUUGGAUUUUAAAUGUGACUCGUUAAAAGAUACUGCUAGUGAUAAUGAUAAAGAGAAGAAAUUUUUGAAAUUAAGCAGAUUACAACAGGCUAUAUAUUUGGAAAAUUUAGUAAAGAAAGAAGCUGAAUACUUGGAGGAUUACAAAAAUGAACUAUCUAUUUCUCUCGACAUUCGAAAGAGGCAUGAACGAAAUCUAAAUAAGAAAAGUACUAUCAGUGAGAUACGUGAUGUUAAUAAAUCUAUUAAGAAAGCAGUCACUAAAAGAAAAGGGAAGAAACUAUUGAUCAAGAUAAAUUUGAAGAAACAUAAGGAUGAGAUGAAUUCGCAAAUAAGACAGGAUAUCAUGAAUGAAACAUUGAAAGUGAGUAAGAUCGAUCCUAAUGAACCACGGUACUGUAAUUGUAAUGAUAUAUCUUAUGGUCAAAUGAUUGCCUGUGAUAAUGAGAAAUGUCCAAUUGAAUGGUUUCAUUAUGGAUGUGUAGGUUUAACAAAAGCUCCAUCAAGUGAAUGGUUUUGCAGUGAUUCAUGUCGUGAAAUUGCUCACAAAACGAACAUAAACGUGCCGCCAAGCGAUCCAGUACUUGAUUUAAAUGAUACUAAUAGCGCAGAUGCAAAUAAAAGCAUCUUAACGAAAAAAAAGAAGAAGAGAAGAAAGAGAUUUUAUUAA
Tetrapisispora phaffii CBS 4417 is the source of this 753-nucleotide messenger RNA. It is a transcript of the gene YNG1, whose product is annotated as Yng1p. Lineage: Eukaryota; Fungi; Ascomycota; Saccharomycetes; Saccharomycetales; Saccharomycetaceae. Bases 1 to 753 code for a protein of 250 amino acids. Gene Ontology annotation, biological process: regulation of DNA-templated transcription. The record is from RefSeq and is a predicted model, not a curated record. The transcript has a single exon.